This is a messenger RNA of Megachile rotundata (alfalfa leafcutting bee), 2672 nucleotides long. RefSeq names its product RNA polymerase II subunit A C-terminal domain phosphatase Fcp1 (gene Fcp1). NCBI's taxonomy places the organism in Eukaryota, Metazoa, Arthropoda, Insecta, Hymenoptera, Megachilidae. Gene Ontology annotation, molecular function: RNA polymerase II CTD heptapeptide repeat phosphatase activity. The record is from RefSeq and is a predicted model, not a curated record. Gene Ontology annotation, cellular component: nucleus.
UUAUGUCAUCUCCCGCGCAAAAACGUCGAGAGUUUGGCAACAUAAAUUUUCUCAUUUUUUCAACAGUAAAUAGUAUUUUGACGUCUGAAUGUUCGCUGUUAAAAGAUUAUGGGGACGAUAGAAAUUACAUUUCCACCUGGAGGGCCAGGAAAAGUAUUAAAAUGGAGAGUCCGAAUGGAUACAAUGGUUUCAGCGGGCAGAGUGUUGUUUUUAUAUCAAAACAUUACCCCAGGAAUUGAUGAUAACAAAUGUCCUGAGAAAAAAUAUCGGGCCACAAAAUUUGGUCGCGUUACAAAAUUCUUGGUAAAAGAAGGAGAUGUUGUUCAACCUGGGCAAGUGGUAAUGAUGUUAGAAGGAUGUCGACAUCCUACUGUAAUGAAGGAUUUAUGUGCAGAAUGUGGAGUAGAUUUAAGGGUUGAAGGAGUUGGGAAAGAAAAUGAAAAUAUAAAAAUAUCGCAAGCUAGUGUACCUAUGGUACAUAGUGUACCAGAAUUAAAAGUAUGUCCAGAAUUAGCUGAAAAAAUAGGAAAAGAAGAUGAACAGCGUCUUUUGAAUGAUCGCAAGUUAGCAUUACUUGUUGAUCUUGACCAAACAAUUGUUCAUACAACAAAUGAUAACAUCCCUCCCAAUAUGAAGGAUGUUUAUCAUUACCAACUCUAUGGUCCAAAUUCUCCUUGGUAUCAUACUCGUUUAAGGCCUAACACUCGGCACUUUCUUUCGGAAAUGAGUCGUUUAUAUGAAUUGCAUAUUUGUACAUUUGGAGCAAGAAACUAUGCACAUACUGUAGCAUCAUUAUUGGAUAAAGAUGGAAUUCUAUUCUCUAACAGAAUACUUUCAAGAGAUGAAUGUUUUGAUCCUGCAUCAAAAACAGCUAACCUUAAGGCUUUAUUUCCUUGCGGAGAUGAUUUAGUAUGCAUCAUAGAUGAUCGAGAAGAUGUAUGGCAAGGAUGUGGAAAUUUAGUCCAAGUUAAGCCUUAUCAUUUUUUUCGUCAUACUGGUGACAUACAUGCACCUCCAGGAUUAGAGAAAAGUGAUAUGUCAGUUUUACCUGAAUUACAAAGUACAAAUGAACUUAAUAAUGAUAAUAAUCCAACCGAAUCAGGUAUAAAUGGUGCAUCUGAAACGUUGAAUGAAGAAAUUGUAACAGAUAAUAAUUGUAAAGAAGAAGCUCAAAAAGUGACUGAAAAUAAAGAAAAUGAAAAUGAGUCUUCAGAAAAAAAUGUAGAAAAUACCAAAGAUGACACGAAGACCAGUUCUGAUCCAAACCCUAAUACAAGUAAUGAAAAGGAAGAAAAUAAAAUAUUAGAAGAAACAAAAGAAAAUGUAACACCAACUGAAAUAACACAAGAUACUAAAAGUGAAGAUAAAACUUUGUCGGGUGAAAAUAAUAUUAUAGAUGAAGACGAUGAUGAUUAUUUGUUAUACUUGGAAGAUAUCCUCCGAAGGAUUCAUGCCGAAUUUUAUGCUACUAAAGAAAAAGAAUCAGGUCGUUCAUCGUUGAGAGAUAUUAUUCCACGAGUUCGAGCACAAGUAUUGAAAGGAGUACAUAUAACUUUUAGCGGAUUAAUACCUACUCAUCAAAAAAUUCAUCAAAGUCGUGCAUAUAAAGUAGCCAGAGCGUUUGGAGCAGAAGUUUCACAAGAAUUGACAGAUAAAACUACCCAUUUAGUUGCUAUUAGACCCGGCACAGCUAAGGCUAAUGCAGCUAAGAAGAAUCUGAAUAUAAAAAUUGUAAAUCCAGACUGGCUUUGGACGUGUGCAGAACGUUGGGAACACGUUGAUGAACGUUUAUUUCCACUCACUGCAAAGGGUCGUGCUUCUAGAAUACCACCACCACAUUGCAGCAGUCCAGAACGCAUAGAAGAACAAGAGAAAAGUAUGGAAGAUAAUUUUGCGGAUAGUAUUAACCCAUUAAUGUCAUUUACACCAGAAGAAAUAGAAAUUAUGGACAAAGAAGUUGAAGAAGAUAUGGAUGAUCAAGAAAUGGAUGUACCUGUUUUUGAUGUAGAAGAUGUAGAAGAUACAGAUGAUAUAGAUGAUAUAGAUGAUACAGAAAAUCGUGGUAAUAGAGGUCGUCACCGGGAAUCUGAUUCUGAUGAUUAUACACAUCAAGAAGAUUAUCUAAUAGAAAAGAACGUAGAUGAACCAAGAAGGAAAAAGAAGAAGCUUUGUAAUGAAAGUUCCGAAGACAAUAGUUCGUCGAGUGAAAACGAAGACACUGUUGAUGAAGAUGACGAUGACCCCGUAACACGGUUUAGAAGAGGAGAAAACUUACCUGAUGAUUUAGAUUUAGGUGAUAAUUCGCAAGAUUCAGUUGAGGAUCUUGAAGUGAUGGACAAUGAAGACGAACGAGAGUGGAAUGCAAUGGGGGCAGCACUUGAAAGAGAAUUUCUUUCUGAAUAAAUCAUUGCAAGCUUGCUUUUUUUGCUUUCUUAAACGAAUCAGAUCAUUACAUUGAUUGUAUAUUUAAAAUUGAUCGAUUUUAUUAGUUACUGAUAAUAUUUAAAGUAAUUUUAUAAAAAGUUUGUAGAGUUGUAACUAAAUAGUUUAAUGUAAUUUUAUAAAGAGUUUCGAAUAAUAAUGUAUAAGAUUAAUGAGAAGAAAUAUAAAGCAUUCGUAUGCUUUAAAAAAGACUAAUAUCCUGUUUUGAAUAAAUUAUAGUUUUACUAAUA